AUUCUUUAUCUGCAACUAAAUUACGAGCUAUUCUUCAAAAACAAUUUCCAGUUAUCAACCUUCCUCAAGAUGUGAUUUUUGAAUAUAAUACAUUUCAAAGUCUUACACAUUAUUUAACAAAAGAAUUAUUAAAAAAUAUCAACUCUCCACAAAGCCAAAAUAUUGAAGAUGGCUACGAAGCAAAAUUACAGGCUCUUAAAAAGGAAGUGAGCUCAUAUAUUCAAAAGUACAGUGCGACUGAUAAAUUUCCUCCUGUGGGUGACUUUAAUAAAAUUAAUAAAAUUGUAUAUGAAAAAAAUGGUGAAACGGUUCUUAUGACGGGAGUUACUGGAUCCCUUGGCUCUUUUAUUCUCCGUGAUUUAUUAAACAAUCCAAAUGUGCUUAAAGUUUACUGUUUGGUAAGAGCUUCAGAUAAAGAUUAUGGAUGGUCUCGAUUAAAAGAUUCAUUUGAACAACGUCAUUUAGAUACUUCAUUAUUAUCUAAAGAACGUAUUAUUAUUUUACCAAGUGAUUUGGGCGAUCCAAAAUUUGGGCAAACCAAAAAAAUUUAUUCAAAACUUGUCCAAGAAGUAACACAAAUUUACCACGUCGCUUGGAGAUUGGAUUUUAAUAGUAAAAUUGAAGCUUUUGAGCGUGAAUGUAUUGCUGGAACUGUUCAUCUUCUUAUGCUCGUCCGUGAAGCAUAUAAUCAUCAUCAAAACGUUCAUUUUAAUUUUACAUCAAGUAUUAGCACAACUAUUGGAUCAAAAACUAAUGUUAAAGAAGAUGAAUUACCUCAUGAUAUUUCAAAUGCAAUGCUUAAUGGAUACAGUUUAUCAAAAUUCAUUACUGAAAAUGUAUGUGCUGAAUGGUCGCGAAAAAUUGGGUUUAAACUUGAUAUUCAUCGUGUUGGACAAGUUAGUGGAGAUUCAGUUACGGGAGUUUGGAAUACUCGAGAACAUAUUCCACUUAUGAUAAAAGGUGCACAAGUUAUGAAAAUUAUGCCGACUUCAUAUUCCUCAAUUGUUGAUUGGAUUCCUGUUGAUGUUGCAUCUCAAAGUAUCGUUGACAUUUCCUUGAAUAAAUCUUUCGAUGGUGAUUAUGUUCGAGUUAAUCAUAUACUUAAUCCGAAGAAAACCACAUGGGGUGAAUUCUUGAAAUCUUUACAACAAAGCGGAAUAGACUUUAGAAUUGUUUCGAAUAAAGAAUGGUUAAAUACAUUAUUAACGACACCUGAAUAUCAAAAUGUGGAUAAAAAUCCAGUAGCCGCAUUAUCGGGAUUCUUUGAAAAGGUUAUGAGCGAAUCAUCAUAUGAGA
Dentiscutata heterogama is the source of this 1296-nucleotide messenger RNA. NCBI's taxonomy places the organism in Eukaryota, Fungi, Glomeromycota, Glomeromycetes, Diversisporales, Gigasporaceae. The record is from the annotation of a GenBank genome assembly.